AUGAUGCAUGAGCUUAAUAAACUGAAGGUUUCUUCACCUGAAAACGUUCAAAAUAGUGGUGGUUCGCCUAAAUAUGAAAAUAUUUUCAUUACUUCCAAAGUGCGUCACGAAGUACAAGCUCAAAAUCGUCGUAUAAGUUUAAAUCCAAAUACUCCUAAAGUUGGAGAAGAGGACGAUUCCAAAGACCUUAUGCACACUGGUGAUAUGGUUAAAAAUCGGUGGAGAAUUCUUCAAAAAAUUGGUGGCGGUGGCUUUGGUGAAAUAUAUCAAGCUGUAGACACCCAGUCGGAGCAAGAGAAGUUUAAUCGCGCGAUUUCAAAUGGUACAGAACUAUGCGCAUCCUGUGCUGCCAAAGCUGGCACCAAUCUACUUAGACAUAUUAGUGCUGUAAAUAGCCCUCUAGAGGAUCAUAUUCACAUUCUGAAAUGCGGUGUUUGUGAGCGUCAAUUCUUCUCAACAACAAAGACUACCCCUCAACGGCAGUCAAGUGAAGAUGCUUUGGAGUCCAUAGAUUCAGGAAAUUCCUCUGGCUACUCAGAACGCGGUUCGGUAAUCGAUAAUCAUAUUGUCGCGGUUAAAACAGAAUCAAAUACACAAUCAAAACAAAUGCUUCAUAUGGAAGUUGCGGUGAUGCGAAAGCUGAAGGGGAAGAAGAACUUUUGCGAUAUUUUGGCUUGCGGCAAGACUCAUCGCAUCAACUACAUUGUCAUGACUUUGCAGGGCAAAAACCUCAGUGAGCUGCGUAAAAAGGCUGCGAACAAAUCCUUUGGUCGUUCGACUUCUCUUCGAAUAAUUUGCAAGUGUUUAGACGCUCUACAGGAACUACACAGUGUCGGCUACCUCCAUCGUGAUAUUAAACCCUCCAACUUCUGUUUGCGUCGUGAAGAUUCUAGCGAGAUUUGUUUAUUGGAUUUCGGCUUGGUUCGUCCUUACACCAAACCUGGUACAACGAAUCAGAUACGACCUCCGCGAACAACGGCUGGUUUUCGCGGUACAGUCCGAUACGCCUCCUUAAAUGCGCAUAAUUAUCGAGAACUUGGGAGACAUGAUGAUCUUUGGUCUAUGUAUUACAUGCUAGUUGAAUUCCUAAGUGGACAAUUGCCAUGGCAUAGGAGAAGCGAAAAGGACGUGGUGAAGAAAAUUAAAUCAGAAACGCAUCCAGUUGAAUUAGGAGUCAACGCAGGUUUACCUCAAUCUAUCGCCGCUACGUGGGUUGGUCACUUGAAUAAUCUCAAUUAUUAUACAACACCAAAUUAUCGGGAGUUGCGACAUGUAAUUGAGCAAUGGCUCUCGACCAAUGGAGUUGAUUGGAAUGAACCCUAUGAUUGGCAGAAACAAUCCAUGACACGAGCCGAAUCAGCCAAUUCUUUUACUCCUAUUUUCAAGCGAAACCAACCCGCUGGACGACAGUUUGUGCAGAAUACUAAACGUCCAGCCCACCAUGAAUCUGCGGGUUGUCUUAAGCGAUUAGAUAAACGCGGAUUUGGCUCCUCGAUGGAUCUGAAGCGCACUGAAUCAGAUGGAGGCGGAGGUACAAGGGGAGAGAAUGGACGCAGUACAGUUGCGUUGUGUGAGGAUGCCGUGACAAAUAAAAAUGCCGCCACCGAGAAGAUUAUGCAGGACGAUGAAAAUGAGAACUUUGAGGACGCGUCUGAAAAACUCGAUCCCAAGGACAAAAUCAUGGGAAGUCAUAUUGAUCUUGCAGCAGCAAUACCUGUCGAGAAAAGAAAGACUAGUGAGAAUGCUGACAAGCAGAUUUUGGCAACGUCAAAAGUCCUAGGUAAGCUCCUAGCAUGUAUUUGA
This is a messenger RNA of Rodentolepis nana, 1803 nucleotides long. The record is from the annotation of a GenBank genome assembly. NCBI's taxonomy places the organism in Eukaryota, Metazoa, Platyhelminthes, Cestoda, Cyclophyllidea, Hymenolepididae.